ACAUAAACCACCCCAUUACCCACCGGAGAAACCCUCGCCAUCGCCGAGAAAAAAAACAACACAACCACCUUCACCUGAAAAAAUGGAGGACACCGGUGAAAUGAAGCAAGAGCUUCAACUUCAACUCUACAAACUUCACCACAUAAAAUCAGAGGAAACUCUAAACCACAUACUCUCCACUCUCUGGAACACAAGGAAAACCGGUCUUCCCCCUUCCGAUAAAUCGCAUUUCCAAUCCCUUCUCAAUCUCUCUUCACAUUCCCAACUCGAUCCUGUGUUGGCGUGCCUUCGAUGGCUUAUCAGAAAAUUUGUUUAUCAAAACUGGAGCGACGACGAGCUUCUCAAAUUAUUUCCUGACGAUCUUCCGUUGCAGUUGCAAACCAUUCUUUUACUCGCUUUCCAGAAAAAUCGUCAUCGCUGGAAGCAAGAUAUAUCUUCACAACAACAUGAUUUGUUGCCAAGGACAACUGUUUUGGAUCAGGCCCCUCCAUCUUUUUCUUCAGCACCUUCUUCCUCGAUGUCAACAUCUAUGAGGCCACGUCAAGAAGAUGAUGCUCUUUCCCAGCUUGAUAUCGCUUCUUCUGAGAACUUGCUACUUGAGGAAAACCUUCCUUACCUCAAAUCAAUGACAUGGACGAUGGAGAAUCGCGGCGCAUCCCCUGCAGAUAGAGUGGCUAUAAUCACCCUUAAGCUGCAGGAUUGUAGUAACUCUCCAUUAGGCGAAACAGAGCUCAAGUUUCAGCUCACAAAGGAUACAUUUGAGGCUAUGCUGAGAUCACUGACAUACAUCAGUGAACAGCUAAUUGCUGUUGGGACUACUUCCAGGCCAGCAAACAAGAAACAAAGGAAGUAACUUGUUUUCUGGUAAUGUCUCAUAGGUUAGGAAUACUUAUAAAUAUUAAGACAGUAUCUCAUACUUUUAGAUGAAGAAAGUGAAAAACAGAGCUAGUAAAAUAAAAAGAACAUGGCUCUGACAUGCUUUGUAAUUCCAUUCUUUCAUGGAUGACAUUGAAGUAAGCUUCCAGCUUGUUGUAAACAGUUUCUCCAUCUUAAGAUUUGUACUAGUCAAGAUAUGGAUACAAUGCUUUCUCUUUUAACUUUUUGUUUACCUUGAGAUUGA
Messenger RNA from Vicia villosa (hairy vetch), 1120 nucleotides. RefSeq lists its product as uncharacterized. The record is from RefSeq and is a predicted model, not a curated record. The transcript is spliced from 6 exons. Bases 83 to 853 code for a protein of 256 amino acids. NCBI's taxonomy places the organism in Eukaryota, Viridiplantae, Streptophyta, Magnoliopsida, Fabales, Fabaceae.